AUGACGGCACUCCAGGACCGUGCGGAUGUCAGAGAUAGCAUAACAGAACUCGAUAUGACGGGAGAAAGAGGAUUAAUUCGAGAAUUUGCAAGCCACUACUGGUUAGUAGCCACUAGGGAGUUCGGAGCCGAUGGGGGCUGCGAGAGUUCUCCCGGUGUUGACAAGAAUGUGCUUAAUUAA
This is a messenger RNA of Opisthorchis viverrini, 180 nucleotides long. RefSeq lists its product as hypothetical. The transcript has a single exon. Bases 1 to 180 code for a protein of 59 amino acids. The record is from RefSeq and is a predicted model, not a curated record. Lineage: Eukaryota; Metazoa; Platyhelminthes; Trematoda; Opisthorchiida; Opisthorchiidae.